Messenger RNA from Trichoplusia ni (cabbage looper), 3099 nucleotides. Its product is annotated as probable ATP-dependent RNA helicase CG8611. The record is from RefSeq and is a predicted model, not a curated record. Gene Ontology annotation, biological process: ribosome biogenesis. Gene Ontology annotation, molecular function: nucleic acid binding; ATP binding. The transcript is spliced from 13 exons. Bases 139 to 3027 code for a protein of 962 amino acids. Gene Ontology annotation, cellular component: nucleus. NCBI's taxonomy places the organism in Eukaryota, Metazoa, Arthropoda, Insecta, Lepidoptera, Noctuidae.
ACGCAACGCAUAUCAACGUCAUGUUCCUAUUGUCAAUCGUGAAGUGAAACGUCAAAACAAUGUGUUUAUUUCUGCUUUCGAGCAUAACCUCAAUCUUUACAUCGUAAAUAACGUGAAAACAAGUUGAAAUAGAAAAAUAUGGAUGAUUUACAAUUAAAUAUAUCAGUGCCUAAGAAGGACAAGAAAAAAGCAAGUGCGCCACAACAGAAUGCGGGUGAAUAUAAGUUUGUUUCGAACGCUAAGUUUACUGGAAAAACAAUAGCAAGAAAAAGACCGCAAAACUUAGCCCAGGCUAACCGAGAAGUAAUAAAAAAUGCUGAAGGACCGCCGAAAAAAGUGGCCAAAUUUCAACCACCCACCGAAGAAAAAUCUGACGAUUUGGGGGCAAAACUACGAGAUCUCAGUGAAAACAAAGGCAAAUAUCAAGGAAAGAACUAUCAGCAACUCAGUGACAAUAUACAGUUAAAACAGAAUAAGCCCCGGAGUGGUGGUUGGAUAUCUUCUCUUUUUAAGAACAAUCCGCAAGUGCCCCGUAUUGGGCAAAGGGCUGUAAAACCCAUUGUUGAAAAAGUGUUUGCUGGACAGACCUUCUCAGAUUUGAAUAUACAUCCGCAUACUGUUGCCAACUUGCAGCAAAAUCUUGGGUUGAAAGAACUAAUGACAGUUCAACAGAAUGCAGUACCUGUGUUACUGCAAGGCCGAGAUGUUCUAAUUAGGUCCCAAACUGGCUCGGGAAAGACACUGGCUUAUGCAUUGCCAAUUAUAGAAGGACUACAGGCAAUAAGACCUAAAAUAAGUAGACAUGAUGGCAUCAGGGUUAUUGUGGUCAUCCCAACCAGAGAGUUGGCCGUUCAAACUUAUGAACUUUUUGUUAAACUAGUCAAGCCUUUCCAUUGGAUAGUUCCUGGUCUAUUGAGUGGUGGUCAAAAAAGGAAGGCAGAGAAGGCCCGACUUAGAAAAGGUCUCAGUAUCUUAGUUGGUACACCAGGUCGGAUCAAUGAUCACUUGAGACAUACACAAUCCUUAAACUUUGCAAAAACUGGUUGUCUAGUUUUGGAUGAGGCUGAUCGUUUACUAGACAUGGGUUAUGAAAAGGAUGUAGCUGCAAUUGUUAAAGCUAUCGAAGAUCAUAAGAAAGCCGCCACAUAUGAUCCUAUGGCUCUAGUUAAACAAAAUAUAGUAAAGAAAAUUCCUGACGAGGAAGAGGCAAAGCAGGAGACAAAUGAAAGUGAAAAUGAUGAGAAAUCAGAUGUAAAACAUCAUUUAACAGAAGUAUUUUUGUCUAAGGAAAAACAGACUAUAUUACUAUCAGCUACACUUACUAAGGCAGUAGAGAAUUUAGCUGGAAUAACAUUGGUGGAUCCCGUAUUUGUUGACACAUCGGAGGGCAAAGCUAUUAUUGCAGAUUCACUAAAGGGCAAAGAAGACAGUGAAAACGUUAUUAGCAAACCAGAAGUACCAGUACCAGUUAAGGUACCGGAAAAACCUAAAGCAGUUAAAGCUGAAGCAAAAUCAAGUCCUGAAAAGAAAGAAAUACCUGUAGACGCUAAGAGAGGUCUAAAGGCAUUCACUGGUUUUAACCACCAAGAGCUAUUCAAAGCUGAAAAUUCUACUGACAAUAAUGACGCAAAAAUAGAAACAGCUACAAACAACGCCGCGGAUGACGACAGUGACAGUGACUCAGACUACGAAUACUUUAAAGCACAGAAGAAAUAUGAACUUACACAUCCUAAAGUAGAAAAGAAAGCCGACGAUGAUGACGAUGAUGAUGAUAGUGAUGAUGAUGGCGAUGAUGAUGAACAACCGUCUUCAUCCGUCAAUACCUUCGCUGAUGCUCUGAAAAGUGCCAUAGGUGAAGAUGAGCUAGUACUGCCUGCAACAGUAAACCAAUCAUUCAUUAUAGUUCCAAUGAAACUAAGAUUGGUCACACUUUGCGGACUGAUCGUCGAACACUGCGUCAAUAAUAAAAAAGGUGGUAAAAUGAUAAUAUUUAUGGCAACACUAGAAAUGGUUGAUUAUCAUUCAGAUCUAAUAGAGACUGUGCUAACGGGAAAAGAAGUUAAGGUUAAAAAGAAAGGUCAAGAGAAAGGGAAGAACUCAAAAUCUGGAAAAAGAAAAGGCGAUGAUGAAAAUGAUGACGAUGCUCAAUCAUCAUCAUCGGAAGACGCGGAAAAAUUCCAAGUGGACUAUGAAGAGCCUUCGGAAGGUGGACUAGUGCCAGUUGAUCUGGAGAUGUUCAGCUUACACGGCUCCAUGCCUCAUGAACAGAGAAUGGAGGUUUUCAAACAGUUCCGCGCGGCUAGGUGCGGGGUCCUCAUAUGUACUGAUGUUGCGGCCAGAGGUAUAGAUAUCCCGCGAGUGGACCUCGUCCUACAGUACUGCGCGCCGGCCUCUGCCACCGACUAUGUGCACAGGGUGGGUCGUACAGGCCGCGCGGCGCAAGUGGGAGCCGCUGUGCUGUUCUUGCUGCCCAGUGAGACGCAUUUCAUCAGGCAUUUAGAACAGAAGAGAAUCAGACUGCGUCAGACGGACGAGUCCCGCGCUCUAGAAGCGUUGCGCACGGUGGUCCCGGCGGCCGCGACCGCGCAGCGCGCCGCCGUCGCGGUGCAGGCGCGCCUCGAGCGCACCGCACACACCAACACCAACUGGCUGCUCAGGGCCAGUCGUGCCUACACAUCCUGGGUACGUUUCUACUCGGGCUACCCUCGCGACGUUAAAGAGUACUUGGACGCGAAGCAGCUACAUCUCGGGCACGCGGCCAAGGCGUUCGCCCUGAGGGACGCCCCCGCGACGCUUGCGCGCCGAGUCAAGUCCAACCCUAGCAAUAAGGAGAAACCCUCCAACAGACUUACCAUACAUAAGGAUGAAGAGAAGAAACGGCCAGGAUUCGAAAAAGCAAAGUUCGGUUCAUUUGGAAGCCGCGCCGCUCAGAGACAGAGCUCCAUGCACACGGCCAGCGAAUUCGAUAGCGGAUUGUCCACCCUCGACCAAUCCCAGCCCAAGAACAAGAAAAAGAAGAACAAAUGACAUUUAAAUAACAUAAGUCAUGCGAUUUAAUAUUAAAAAGGACCUUUGUAAAUAAAAACCAUUAACGACGCA